Messenger RNA from Trypanosoma grayi, 3795 nucleotides. RefSeq lists its product as hypothetical. Bases 1 to 3795 code for a protein of 1264 amino acids. The record is from RefSeq and is a predicted model, not a curated record. The transcript has a single exon. NCBI's taxonomy places the organism in Eukaryota, Euglenozoa, Kinetoplastea, Trypanosomatida, Trypanosomatidae.
AUGGCUGAAGGGAAGGUCACAACGGAGCCCUCAUUCCGCGCCGAGUUAGCUAGACAGAGGAGUGGGAACUCUAUCCAACGUUCCGGGGGGAGAGAAAGCAAACUGGGUGCGACGCCUUCGUCCACGGCGGCCUACCACAACUACAUCAAGCAAAUGACAUCUGCAGCGGCCUCCUCCAGUGGCGUCCACUCUGAGUGGGAGGACUCACGGAAGUUUAAGAUGGCGUGGGAUGAAAGUAUUCACACGCCACCGGGAAUGCUGGAGUGUGUCGCGUCUGGCUACACGUCACACGCGGACUACGUCGAGAUUGGUGAGACGCUCAAGAAGAUCUGCGACCAGCUGACGAGCAUGAACGGCGUUGCUGGCUCCUCAAGGAGAGAAAGUAACGCAACGACAACCGUUUCGGCCCGUGACGGCGCACUUGCGUGCUUUCUAAGAUUCGCAGCCGAGUAUAUGCCGCACCUGCAUUCCCUCGUGAAGGUGGCGCCGUCCUCAAUGAGGAUUGAAUGCGUCAUGUACAAUGCCGCCGGAUUCCCGCGUGAUGCGUUUGAUGUCUGCAUCUCGCAGUCUGUCCUGGAGGAUAUGUGCGCGAGGCUCGACGAUGUUUUUCAUGAGCCGAUGACUGAGAGUGUUGCGCGUAUGCGGGGCUGCUUCGAUGUUCUUCCUCUCAGCAUCAUCAGCAUCAAGAAAAAUUACUUUAGUGUUUCCGAGGCAAUCUUGGCGCCGUAUACAGCCCGACUGGCAGAGAAUUGCCGCAAUGUGGAGUUCUUUGUGCCCUUCAAGGAACGGGUGCGCAUGCUGCGAUACGGCGCGAGCUUUCACAGCACUGAGGAAAUGCGGCUUUCGAUACAGUCAAUCUCCUCCCUCGUCUCGGACAUGCUCUCCUGCCUCUCCCUCCGUGUUAUUCUUCACGUUGCACGCCGGCUUCGUGGGGUACAGGAGCAGAAAGAAGGUGCGAGAGUGCAAAGCAGCAGAAAGAGUCCAUUGCUAGGUCUUGAGGAACGUGUGGCUGAACUUUGUGUGGAAUACGAAAAUCUAGUGGAGGGCUUCAAUAACUGUAGGCGCCUUUACCCACACGUGUUUGCACUUGAUGCCUACCUUGUUCAGUGGUCCAAGUCCGAGUCGCGGCCGCCCACACUUGCCAUUAUGACGAAUAUUCUGCUGAAGCUGCUGUUUCUUUUCGCUGGGGGCACAAGAAGCAUCGCGGCAGAUGAUCGGCAACCUCCCGAGCAGCUUGGAGAGAGUCUCUGGUCGCACUCCUCUUCAGUCGAUCACGAAUCAAGAUAUGCGUCAAGGCGUCACACCGGCUUCCAGAAUGCGAGGAACAUAUUGACGGACGAUGUAGCCUUGGCAUCAGACCUGCGUGUGCAGUCCAUUGGGUGGACUACAAUAAUAAUAAAGCUUUUCACUACAUACUGGGAAGUGCAAGAUAAGAAGGUCUCAUCGGAGACUGCGGCGGACGCUCAACUGUGUGCAAAUGUACUUAAAAUAGUAUAUCAGUAUAUGGGUGUCCUUCCGUUCGGGGCAUUUUGCCCCAGUAGCAUGUUAAAGUGGAUAGAUAUCUUUCCACUUUAUACGCUGGGGGAGGAAGAGAUGCGUACUAUGCUAAAGCUGUACUGUCGUAUUGCUGAACGUGAAACACAUGUGUUGCGUUCCAUUGACCGCACGGACAUUUUCAGAUCGCUCACGUGCGCCAUGCAAAAUAUUGAGGAAUGCCUCGGGAAACGCCCCAAAACGAGGAUUGUUUCGGACUUCAUAGUGCCAGUAUUUACGGAUGAGCCAACGCAAGAAUACAGUGAGUUGGAGCGGCGGCGACACUGUGGCGUGCUAUACGACCUAUUCGCCUCAGAGUGCAUGUCAGCGGCCAAGCCACUGAUUGAUAUCACGGGGUGCGUCAAGCUGCAGUUAAAGGAGCGGCUGUUGAAGGAGGUGUCUCCCGCUCUUCUUUUGAGGGUGAAGGCUUCACUCUCCGCUGCGAGCAUGCAAAGCAACGCCAACAAGGUAGGAACCAUACUUCGAUGGAAGUCCGUCUCCGCUGCUAGAGAGCUCCAAGAAGGUGAUGUGCUGGAGGUGCAGAUUCUACUCAUGACGAAGAAUAAGUCGCAUAAGAACAUCGCUUUGAAUCAUUUUUCCAGGCGUUGUGAAAGUGGCGUGUCCUUCACAGGUCAGAUGGACCCCCAGCUGCAGAAGGUGCAGACCUGCCCCUUGGCCAAAGUUGUCGCGGCGGCUGGUGAUUCACGAAGCAACGAGGGGGUCACCACCUCCAAGCUGGACUUCAGGUGGACCAUUGCUUGGGUGCACAGAAUCCAGCCUAAUGAGUACAUGGUGAUUUUCGAUGCGGAGGAAAAAAUACCCUCACGGCAUGUUGUGACAAGUGUCAAACUGGUGACACUCACUGUGCCGCUUUUUCUCGCGCACGGCCCGAAAGGGUUUUCGUGGACGAAUCCCAAAUAUUCCCGCAACCUUGAGAAUUCCCUGUCGCGUGUAAUCCCGUUUAUGCUUGGGUGGUUUUUGGGAAGCUCUGUUGCAAACGAUGUGUAUCUGCAAAUACCCAUUUCCCCGCUGGUCUUACGCAUGGUGGCGCGUGCGUUGAACUUCAACGAGCAGAUCAAAGAUUGGCACCCACAACCAGCAGACUUGCUUCUUAUUUCUCAAGAGUUCUACGCGAAACUUGGGGAUUUGGAGAAGGGAAAUACUCGUGAUAUUUUUGACCAUUUUGUGCGCAGUGAACGCCGAGCCAACCCGUCACGCAUGGUGGCCGCGAUAGUGCGCCGUGCGUGCUUCUCCCUUAUUAUGAACCUCAACGAUGACGUGGAAACAUCCUUUAUUUUUUGGGAGGCGGUGGUGCGUGGAGUUCAGUGCACGCCGCUUGGCCAAAGCCCUCUGUUGAGCCGAUGCUGCGCUCGUGUGGCGCGGAGCGUGCUGUGCGGCCAGUCGAUGGGCGAGGAGUAUGCCUCAAAGGAUUUUUUCUGGGAAAACCAUUUCGUCUUUGUGUGCGAUGCGGAGUUGUCCCAACAGCCGUACGCAGAGGGUCUGCGUGAUGCCGUUGUAGGAUGCCUGAAUGAGAACUUCAUCGGAGAACGUGCGCGGUCCAUGCUAAUGUUCCUGACGGGGCGGCCGCUGUUGCCCCCAACGCCGCUGACAGAGUGCAUCACUCUCUCCUUCGGCCCGCGCGAGGGAAGCAGUUCGCAGAACACCGUGCUUCAGAUGAUGCCCGUUUUGUGGCCGAAGCACCACGUGCUAUGUAUUUCACAGCGCAUGGAAUUGCUGCUGGUUCACCCGCACGGUGCCAGUGACAAGGGUGCGGCGGAACCCGCAAAGACAUGGCUUGACCUCUCUCCAUCUCAGCAGUCCGCACGCCUGGUGUCGUUCGGCAAUGAGAUGAGUAGGCAACUCCAUGCUGCAGUGGACGCCGUAGUGAAGGAUGGUGACAUUAGCUCCAUGCAGAGUUUGGGGAUGCGGUCACACGUGGCGAGGCCACAUAGAGGCCAAUUCGCACCGCUUCCUGAUAUAGUUGACACGGGUAGCGCAGGAUGUGAGAGCACUGGGACCAACGAGACAUUGAGCAUUGAGCGCACAGCAAAUAGUAAAUCGCCAUUGUUAAAAAACGUGUCAAGUCCGGCUGCCAGUACGUUGAGCAAUACGCCAUGCGUCGGUGUGAGUUCAGUGGAAGACACCAGUGGAGAAGACAACGUCAGCCUCCCUAUUGUGGGGGAGAUAAUGAGGCACGACAGCGGCAUCCCAAUUGUAAUUGUAUCCAAGCCACCACGGUUUGUGCUGCCCAGACUUGUUUGA